This is a messenger RNA of Sorghum bicolor (sorghum), 1815 nucleotides long. Its product is annotated as WD repeat-containing protein 76. Gene Ontology annotation, cellular component: nucleus. Lineage: Eukaryota; Viridiplantae; Streptophyta; Magnoliopsida; Poales; Poaceae. The transcript is spliced from 4 exons. Gene Ontology annotation, molecular function: protein binding; DNA binding. Gene Ontology annotation, biological process: regulation of DNA damage checkpoint. The record is from RefSeq and is a predicted model, not a curated record. Bases 140 to 1540 code for a protein of 466 amino acids.
CCAUCCCUCGCAGUCCGCUGCCUCGCAUCAAAACAACUUUUUUUACCCAACCACCUCCCGGCCCUCAAUCCGCAUUCCUCAACCCUCCCCACGACCCAACCGCCGCCUCCAACGCUUCCAGAAUAUUCCAUCCACCAAAAUGGCGUCGCUGCCGCCGGGGGCCGGUCUUACUGACUAUGAGCGCCGCCGCGAGGAGAACAUCCGCCGCAACGAAGCCAUCCUCGCCACCCUCCGCCGCAAGGCCACCGAGCUCUCUGCCUCCUUCAGCGCCACCGCUUCAUCCUCCAAGCGCCCCAAGAAGGAGCAGCCCCGCGCGAGAACGGCCAGCCCCGUCGUCCUCCGCCGCUCCUUGCGCACCCGCGGCAUCCCCCCCGCCGAGUCCUCCGCUUGUGCCGGCGCUGACACCUCCCGGGCCACGCCACCGUCCCCGACGAAGCCCCGCACCACACGGUUCUCAUCCUCCCUCGCCUCCGCCCUGCGAGACGCCACCGCUGCAGAGCCCUCGCCAUCGCUCGAGAGCGGGAUCUGCGCAGCUGACGGGUUCGACGCCAGUAGGGAGCUGGUGCUCCGGCCCGUGGACGUGAGGAAGGUGGUGCCGGGCCGGAUAUUGUCGGUGCGGAUCCUGCCGCUGUCCGACCGGACUGUGGUGGUCGCCGGGAACGUGCACGGGCAUGUUGGGUUCUGGGAUGUAGAUCGUCUCGUGGAGGAGGAUGAGGAUGGCGAUGGUGUAGACGGGGUGUUCGAGUAUUUUCCCCACAGGGGGCCUGUAGGGGGCAUUGUGAUGCACCCUGCCACGCCGCAGAAGAUUUACAGCUCUAGUUAUCAUGGUGAAAUUUGUUUCAUGGAUGUUGAGAAAGAGAACUUUAAUACGAUCCACUUGUGUGCCUAUCCCAUUUUCUCGCUUUGUCAAGCACCAAAUAGUCCCAGCUCUCUGUACUUUGCCGAGGGAAAUGAAUUAAAACUUUUUGAUGAAAGGACGGGUAAGGUACCAACUACAUGGAGUUUACAUGAUCAUAGAAUCAACUCAAUAGAUUUUCGUCCAGAGAAUCCAUAUAUAUUUGCCACAAGCUCGACAGAUCGAACAGUUUGCAUAUGGGACAUGAGAAGGAUGAAAAAGAAGGGUCCUGAGAGCUUGAAAGUUUUGGAAUACAACAAAGCCGUUCAGUCAGCUUAUUUCUCACCCAGUGGCAAUAUGCUUGCAACAACCAGCCUUGAUGACACUGUCCGAAUUUUCAACACGGAUAACUUUGAUGACUCAUGUAUUCUUAAGCAUGAUAACAGGACAGGCAGAUGGCUAUCCACAUUCAAGGCAAUCUGGAGCUGGAAUGAUAGUAAUAUAUUUGUUGGGAACAUGAAAAGAGCAAUAGAUGUUAUCUCAGUUGAUCGCAGUCAGAAGAGCCUCUCGGCUUCAUACAUGGCAUUUCUUGAGAGUGAACACAUGACAGCCAUCCCAUGCCGGUUUACGCUGCACCCGUGCAAAGUUGGCCAUCUGGCUGGUGCAAGCUCUAGUGGUAAGGUGUUCCUCUGGACGAGAGCCUGAAGCAGCAAGAUCAUCGACUGACUGGGCUGUCCUCGGCCCUGUUGCUGGCCGUGUCCUACCCAAGUUCCUCACCGUGGAGAUCCUCAUCUCGCAGUUGUGUACUAAUGAUUGUUAGCAUUAUCUUGCUAUCAAAAUGUAUAAUAGUUUGCAUUGCAGAACCAUAAGAUGUAGUGAUGCAUGAGGUUGUUCGGAUCAGUAGAAUUGUAAAUUGGUUUUCCUAAAACAAUGUUUGAUCAGGACUGUUAUGAAAAAAUAUGUGUUAUUUAGGUUGUUAA